AUGCAUGGACUAGUCUCUAGUAGCGCUACGUGGGUGCUAAAUCUACCACAUCAAUCUGCAGGUAAGGAAUUGCCAUAAAGUUUCCUGAAGGCCCAUUUAUUAUCAGGAUUUAUUUUUGCUGACGCUGGAUUUGAUGUCUGGCUUGGGAAUAUCCGAGGAAAUACCUAUGGAAGAAAACAUGUGAUCCUGAACGAUAAGCAGAAGGAGUUUUGGAGGUUUAGGUAGACCGAAUUGUAUUGUGACCAUUUAGUAUUAUUUACAUUCCAGUUGGUCUGAACACGCUCACAAUGAUCUCCCAGCCAUCUUUGAUAAGAUCGAAGAAGUCACAAAUCAAAGUCAAAUUUACUAUUUGGGGUACAGUCAAGGGUCGACUAUGAUGUUUGCCCAACUUGCUGAGCACCCUGAAUUUGCAAACAGAAUCAAAAGAUUUUUUGCGCUAGGUCCUGCAGUAAGCAUGCGCAAUACCAAAGGGUUUCUCCGGUUUAUGGCCGAUGUAAUGUAUCCUAUUUAUAAAGUAAGGCAUUUGAAAACUUCUGUGAUCUUACUCGUGUUUUAGAAGGUUAGAGCCAUGUUCGGGGACUCUGAAUUUGUCCCAAAGAGUUACAUUAUGGAUUGGGUAGUCCGCCAUGUUUGUCGUGGGCCUAUGACUCACUUAUGCAGCAAUUUCAUCUUUCUAUUAGCCGGACCAGAAAUGGGUAAUAUUAACGAAACACGAAUCAAUGUCUACAGUUCUCAUACUCCGGCGGGCACAUCGAAUCAGAAUAUUCUUCAUUGGGCUCAGCUGGCGUACACUGGAGUCUUUGCCAAGUUUGAUUACAUCGAUAAGGAAAAAAAUGUCGAACAUUAUAAACAAGUAGGUAGCUUAACAGUAAGAGAGGUGCUACUUAAGUGAUUUGGAUGACUGAGCUGCCUGGUUCAGCCAACAAAUCCUAUUAAACUAUUAUUUGAUUGUGUUACAGGAGACUCCACCACUCUACAGUCUCAAUAAUAUUGACCAAAAUCUGAAGAUUCAUUUCUACACAAGCAAAACGGAUAUUCUAGCAGACCCUGCGGAUGUUAAGGAUACAAUAUCAAAACUUCCGAAAGGAGUCUUGAAGGUAAAGAAUUAAAACUAUACCCCGAUUUUCAGAGUCACAAAAUCUUGGACAAAUUCAGUCAUCUCGAUUUCCAAUGGGGUCUAAAUGCUCCUAAACUGGUGUAUUAUCCGAUACUUCACACCAUCAAAAAGCUGGAUCAAGUUUGA
Messenger RNA from Bursaphelenchus xylophilus (pine wood nematode), 1243 nucleotides. The record is from the annotation of a GenBank genome assembly. NCBI's taxonomy places the organism in Eukaryota, Metazoa, Nematoda, Chromadorea, Rhabditida, Aphelenchoididae.